AAUUAAAAGCUGCAAGGGCGCCAGCGAAUUUCCCAUACGCGUGCGGCCGUAUAGUCUGAAUCCUCUUUCAUGUAUGCACAUGUUUAGGAAUUCAUGCUAGCCAACAUAUGGCAACCCUAGGACGACAACAACAAUUGGCGCGAUUGUCGGAGUCGAGCGGCGCUCGCCAAGUUGCAGAGGCCAGAACCUGACGCGAUGUCGGAAGCAGCCAAUGCUGCAGGUGCCGAUUCGCGACUCCUGCCGUCGCGGCAUCUCUUGCGGGCCAUACUGCUCACUCGCGUCGAGGCCCUUGAACUGCACGCGACCGCCAACUUGCUCUGCCAUCUGGGCUUCCGGCCCCCGGCGCCCAAGGGAGCACUCAUCUUCUUGAGUGCUAUCGACGCAAGUGGUAGCAGUGGCCCCAGCUCAUGUGCUGUGGUGCGGCGGCUCGUGAACGUGGUCCGAACAGAGGCUCUGGCGGCGGUGCCGUACGGGCCCCCGAUAGAGGAACUGGCUUGCUGCGUGGAGGAGGGUGAAAAUGGGAGCCGGACGUAUGCGCUACGCUGUGUGCUGGACGCGGAGCCGAGUGAGCAGCAAUGGCGGGGGGCGGUGGCGGAGCUCUGCAGCCGCCUGCUGCAGGGCCAGGCGAGGCACUUUACAAUGCAAGAGGUCCAGGCCACGGCCCACCGCCUGGCAGUGCUGCGGGCCUGUGCGCUCAAGUUCAUGCAAUUGCCUUACGCAGCCCCCCCAAAGCAGCGGCAGCAUCAAAAGCAGCCCGCAGGCGACACCCAGGGCCCGGGCGACGCGGACGCAGAUUUCGCCGACGGCACGGGAGUAACAAGCGGCUGCAAUGGUGGUGUUGGUGGUGGUCGUGGAGGCGGCAGCUUUGGCAGUGGUGGCACCGAGGCGGCUGUGGCGCUGGGUGGGUUGCGGCAAAGGCACCGGGAGGUGGCGGCGCUCCUGUCCGCCAAGGUCGCGGCCGCAAGCCAAGCACGUCUGGCGGACUGGGCUCGGAGCUGCAAGGGCUGGAGCGAAGCGGCCGCGCAGCGAGUGGUGGCGGCGGCUGCCGCGGCGGCAGCGGCGCAUGACAUGGCGGCGGCCGCCGCAGCGCAGGCGGCGGAGCUGGCCGCUGCUGCUGUUGCUUUUGCUGCGGGAGCCACUCGACGCGCAUCGCUUGGCAGCGGCGACGCCGACAGUGACCAGCGGCUGCUGAUGCGCAGGAGCAGCAGCGGCUCCGGCGGCCGCACGGCUGCGGUGGGUAUCGAGCUGGCACCUGGCGGUCGGGGGCUGGGCGGUAUGGAGAUCGACCAGCGCGACCAGCCGCCAUCACGGCCGCAGCCGCAGCCGCAGCCAGAGCCGGAGCCGCUGCCAGAGCCAGAGCCAGAGCCAGAGCCAGAGCCAGAGCCAGAGCCAGAGCCAGAGCCAGAGCCAGAGCCAGAGCCAGAGCCAGAGCCAGAGCCAGAGCCGGAGCUGGAGCCGGAGCCGGAGCCGGAGCCAGAACGGCUACUGCAAUCAUCACCGCAGCCGCAGCCGACACCGCCGGCGCAUUCAACACUGCAACCGGCGGGCGCGGGCGUGGAGAUGGGCGAUGCUGCCCCAUCCUCCGCCGCGCGCUCAGACGGCGACAGGCAGCAGCACGCGGCAGCAACAAGCCCAGCAGCUGCACGCGGCAGCGGCCCGUCAGCCGAGCCCUCCGGAACCUUGACGGCGAUCGCGCGACGGCCACAGCCACUGUUGCCGCCUCCCCCUGCACAGCUCUUUCCAUGGCUUGCACGCAAGGGCCUGCCAGCGCCGACGGUGCUGCCUGCAGACGUGCUUGCGACCGCGGCUGCAGCCGCUGCAGUCGGCGGCCCUCCCAGCACAUCCGCUGCCGCAACCUCAGCUCCAAACUCCGCUGGUGCCGACGCCACCGGUGGCGGUGCUGGACAACAGCAGCAACAGCAGCCCGCCUGCGGGGCGACAGAGCAUGCAGGCUCAGGGGCAAGGGUGCUGCCGCCACAGGAGCCAGCGGCGGCGCAUGCGGCGGCUGCCCAGGAGGGCGGCCGCAGCGCGGCAGGCGUGCCACUUCAGCGGCAGGAAGACCCGCUGCCUGCACCGCUGGUGUCUGAAUUCAUGGCGGCUGCGAGGGAGCUUGCACCGGCAGGCCCGGCGUAUGGUGCGGCGCCUGUGCGGCUGUGGGAACGCGCGUGGGCAUCGGCAGGAGGCCCUGCAGACGCGUCAGCGGAGCUGGGGCGAUCGUGGCGGCAGCAGCAGCAACAGGAGCAGGAGCAGGAGCGUGCGUGGCGCGAUGAAGAGGAAUUACUGGGAUAUCGCUACUGCCGCUCCUUCAGUACAGAGGCCGCGGUCGGCGGCUUUGCGGGUCUUCCGGGAGGAGCUGCGUGGGGCUCGGGGCUGUCCGUGCAGCUGGGCUGGCCGGCGGCGGCUGGAGGCACACACGGCGCGGGUGGCUUGGUCAGCAGCGCCCCUGACGCCGCCUGGAGACCCGCAGGCUGGGGCUCAGUGGGUGGGGAGGAGGCAGUGCAGCAUGAGGCGGAGGCGGCAGCGCCGGCGCCAGCCCCGCAGGUGGUGUCUGGACCAGUGGCCGUCGCUCAGGAGACAUCGCCGCUGGCUGCGGCGGCGGCGGCGGCUACGGCAGCGGCCGCGGCCGCCGCUGCGGCUGCAGCGACGCCUCCAGCUGUAUCGCCAGAGUCGUCCCCGUCGAUGGACAUAUCCUCUGGCUCGCCGGCAUGUCCGCCUCCGCCUCCGCCUCCGCCGCCACCACCGCGCGACUCCGCGUCUCCUUCUCCGCCGCCGCCACAGGACCCUCCUGUGCCGCCCCCGCCUCCAUCGCCACAUGGCUCUCCGUGCUCGGCGCCUCCCCCUCCGCCGCCGCCACCGGACGCUCUCCGGUCGCCCCCGCCUCCUCUGCCACCUUCGGCUGCGCCCAACGACAGCCACCAGUCGCAGCAGGUGCCCGUUGCGGCUCCAGACGCGGCAGGCGCCAGCAGGGCAGCCAGCCACGAAGCCUACUGGCCCGCGGGGGCUGCCGGCAGUCCUUAUACCGCCGGUUACGAAGACGCGGCGGUAGUCGCCCAGUUGGAAGCAUUGGCGGCGCGGGCGCGAGCAGUGGCGCAAAGCCCGCCAGAACGGUCUGAUGUCACGUUCCCGAUCCGCAGCUACUCUCUGUCCUCGGACUCGGCAGUCUCGUACUCGCCCACACGCCAUGUCGCUGACGGCAACGGCGAGGGCAGCUGCGAUGGUGCCCGCGGCGACCGCGGCAGCGACGGUGACAGCGGAAGCAGAAGCGAAAGCGACAGUGCAAGGCACAGCGGCGGGGAUAGCGACCGCGGAAAGUACGGCGAUAGCGACGGCGACGGCGGAAGUGGCAGCCGCAGUGACAGGGUUGGCGGUGUGAACGGUGAUGGUGGCACCGGCUCCGAGGUGGCACAGAGCCGGGGGCUCUGGGCGGGUGGUGAGCGGGUGGACCUGCCGCUCCCGCCCCCACCACCCUUCCCGCCCCCACCACCCUUCCCGCCGCCGGCUCCGCUGCAUCCCUGGGGGAACGCUACCACAAGCCUGGACGGCACAGGCAGCGCAGGCGGUGCUGCCGUCGGUGGUGGCAUGGGCGUCACAGACCAGCCGCCUGCACGCAAGCGGCGCCGGCUGACACGCUGGGGCCCAGAGCCUGUCGCUCAGUCGGAUGGUGAGGGCGCGGCUGACGGUCUCGGUACAUCAGGCAGGGACGCCGAUACCGAUGCAGGAGGCGGUGGCGGUGGUGGUGUUCACAGGUCAGGCGAGGACGAGGAGAUGCAUGCUGCCAAGGAGCAAAGCAGCAGCCCAGCGCCCCGUCGUCUGGGCUCACGCAGCCGCGCGGAAUGCAAGGGCCCCGGCUCACACCGGAGCCGCAGCCGAAGCAGGAGCCGGAGCCGGAGCAGGAGGCGAGGGCGGGAGGGGUUCCGCAACCGCAGUGACAGUAGGGGCCGGGACCGAAGCCGAAGCAGAAACCGCAGCAACGAUCGGAACCGCAGCCGGAGCUCAAGCCGGGGCUGGAACCGAGACCGGAACCGUGACCGGGACCAGAGCCGGAGCUGCAGCCGCAGCCACAGCCGGAGCAGCAGCAGAAGCCGGAGCAGAGAGCGAGGCAACACCAAUCGUAAAAGCGGCCGCAACCACCGGCGCAAGGCAGGGCCGGGGCCUGUGAACAAGCAGGAGGAGGCUUACGUGGACAAGUUGGCAACGUUCGUACGCCACAACCCGGGAGUCCAUCUCUCUGACCUGUUCCGGAGGGGCAUGGAUGUCCCGCGAGAGGUGUCCAGCCGCUACAAGAACAUCACAGGGUUCCUCAAGAAGUACGCCAACAAGUGCUGGGACCUGACCGCUGAAAACCCCAUUCGGCUGUAUGCGGUGGGCAAGGCCCCCCCGCGAGUGCUCGUGUCAGGGGCUUGGCGGCGGUGAUAGGAUGUCCCUGUGGGGCGGACCCUCUGGGCCCCGUUGCAUGGAAGGCCGAGGUCAAGUUCAAGGUCGAGGUGAUGGCUGAUGGUCCAUGGAUUGCGGGCUGUGCUGGUGUCGGUGGGGGAGGAGCCGAGGAGGAGCCCUGGCGCAGUGGCGCUGGUGAGGUGGCUAGCGGCGCACGUGUGUGGGCUGUAAAAUCGUGCAGUGAUAUUAAAGUUUGGCUGGGGUAGGGUAGUAAUACGACUAGCCAGAGAGCUUGAGAGCUCCGUGGGACGGAAUGACUGACCGGGCGAAGGGCGUGCGAAAGGCGGUGUGCAGCGUGUUCGUGUUUGUGCACAGUUGGAGGUUAAUGACGAGUGUUGCGGAACUAAUGCGUACGCAGACGAGGUGGGAUGCCUGCCAGAGUACCCGAGCCAUGUUUCAGAAUACCGGUAGAUGCGCUGACAUGCGGGUUGUGCGCAGUGCGCUUUUGGAGUUAAAUGGGGCUGGACAGGGCUAUUGAGAGUGAUCACCAUGGCGCUGACUGAUGGACACGACCUUUUUGUCUCCUUGCCAGGGCUUGCAUCUUCGCGGAGCGGCAAGAAGCGGGCCCCAAUGUAGGCUCUCGGGCGAGAAAGCUUGGGCAAUUCUGGGGAUGCAUUCUCGCCGCGUACCGUAUGACUGCAUACGGUCCCCAAAUCUCGCCAACUAUCGCUUCCUGGGGGGGGGGGUUGGGGAGACGCUUAAAACUAGGCAUUUCUGGGGCCCCGGAUGCCGUGGACGAGAACGUGGUUAAGGCCUUUCUCGCCUGCCAGGAAGAUGCAAGUCCUUGCAUCGGCACCAGCUUUCUUGGAUGGACAAGUUCGCAUGCAGUGCAACGACAGGCGGCAGUUGUGGUGUUCAGAACCUGCCGAGGCCAGCAGCAACCAGGGUAAUCCAGGAGCGCUGUUCGCUGGUGUAAUCUGGCCGUACU
Molecule: messenger RNA, 5362 nt
Organism: Chlamydomonas reinhardtii
Lineage: Eukaryota; Viridiplantae; Chlorophyta; Chlorophyceae; Chlamydomonadales; Chlamydomonadaceae
Exons: 4
Coding region: 196-4413 (1405 amino acids)
Cellular component (GO): nucleus
Molecular function (GO): RNA binding
Source: RefSeq, a predicted model, not a curated record